Drosophila miranda is the source of this 4272-nucleotide messenger RNA. RefSeq lists its product as uncharacterized. NCBI's taxonomy places the organism in Eukaryota, Metazoa, Arthropoda, Insecta, Diptera, Drosophilidae. Gene Ontology annotation, molecular function: sweet taste receptor activity. The record is from RefSeq and is a predicted model, not a curated record. Gene Ontology annotation, cellular component: membrane. The transcript is spliced from 16 exons. Gene Ontology annotation, biological process: detection of chemical stimulus involved in sensory perception of taste; sensory perception of sweet taste.
UUCAGUGCAAAAACCGUCGGCGACAUGGAAGGACCUGCCUUGAAUGCGCGCAAAACAGGACCAAAAAGGAGGCAUGAGUCAUUACUGAGGACUCUGGCGCAACCGGCGAACACUGUACCAAAGCUGGCGGAUAAAACGCACCUGGAAUUCAAUGUGAUUACCAGCGAGAAGCUGCCAGAGUAUGCCCGGCUGGACAUCUUUCAUCGUGCUGUGUAUCCAUUCAUGUUCCUGGCCCAGUGCUUUGCUGUGAUGCCCUUGACUGGCAUCCGCGAGCCCAAUCCGCGACGAGUUCGCUUUGCCUACAAAUCGUUGCCCAUGGUCGUUACGCUCACGUUUAUUGCAGCCGCUUUGAUGAUGGAACUGGCCAUGCUCAAGCACUUACUGCAGAUAGGCAUUAAUGCCAAGAAUUUUGUAGGUCUUGUGUUCUUUGGCUGUGUGUUGAUUGCUUGCGUUGUCUUUAUUCGUUUGGCCCGACGUUGGCCUCCGCUGAUCCGCUAUUGGACACGCACGGAGCUGGUCUUCACCAGGGCGCCCUACGAAAUGCCCAAAAGGAACCUAUACAGACGCGUGCAGUUGGCUGGCAUGAUGAUCAUUGGACUGUCGUUGGGGGAACAUGCCAUGUACCAGGUUUCUGCAAUUAUUAGCUACAAGCGGCGCGUAAAUUUGUGCUCUGCGGCGGCCAACAUUACAGCUGUGACCAACUUCGAUGACUAUAUUAACUUGAACUAUGAUUAUGUGUUUCAAUGGCUGCCCUACAGCCCCAUCAUUGCUUCUUUAAUACUGCUUAUCAAUGGAGCCUGCACUUUUGUGUGGAACUACAUGGAUCUGUUCAUCAUGAUGGUCAGCAAAGGACUUGCUUAUCGCUUCGAGCAGAUCACGGCACGGAUACGCAAGCUAGAGCAUGAAGAGGUGGCCGAAUCCACGUUCAUCGAAAUCCGUGAGCACUAUGUAAAGAUGUGCGAACUGCUGGAGUAUGUGGACAGCUCCAUGUCCAGCCUUAUACUCCUUUCCUGUGUGAAUAAUUUGUAUUUUGUUUGCUAUCAGCUUCUGAACGUGUUCAACAAACUCCGCUGGCCCAUCAACUAUAUUUACUUUUGGUACUCUCUGCUCUAUCUAAUUGGACGUACGGCCUUUGUGUUCCUCACGGCAGCAGACAUCAAUGAGGAGUCGAAGCGUGGUCUGGGCGUACUGCGACGCGUCUCCAGCAGGAGCUGGUGUGUGGAGGUGGAGCGCCUCAUAUUCCAGAUGACCACCCAAACGGUGGCUCUGUCGGGCAAGAAGUUUUACUUCCUCACACGCAGGCUUCUUUUUGGAAUGGCUGGAACCAUUGUCACAUACGAGCUGGUUUUGCUGCAAUUCGAUGAACCCAAUCGACGCAAGGGUCUGCUGCCCUUGUGCGCCUGAUGACAAACAACAUGCCCCCACAUUUCUCGCCAUUUGUCAUGCCAGCUGCCACGGACAGACAGUGCUGCAAUUAGUUUUAAAUACUUAGUUGGUAAAUUGCAAAUCGUAAACAACAACCACGCCCCCGCUGUCCGUUCGCGAGGUGGUGCUGCCUGCCAGAUUGCCACUCGAGUGUCCAGUGAUAGUUUGGCCAUGCCGCAGGGCGAAACAUUCCAUCGGGCGGUCUCGAAAGUUCUUUUCAUUUCGCAAAUCUAUGGCCUGCUGCCUGUAAGUAAUGUCCGAGCUUUGGAUGUGGAGGACAUACGCUAUCGAUGGCUUUCCCCACGCAUCUUCUACUCCGCCCUCAUCAUAGCAUUGAAUAUCUGCGAAUUUGGUGCCGUGUUAAAUUAUGUGGGACAGGUGGCUAUCAAUUUUCACAACUCUAGUACUCUGUCGCUAUAUGUUGUCUGUCUGUUGGAGCACUUUUUCUUUUGGCGCUUGGCCAUCCAGUGGCCCAGCAUCAUGCGCUCGUGGCAUAGCGUGGAGCUGCUUUUUCUGCGCGUGCCCUAUCGCUUCUAUGGGGAAUACAGGAUGAAGAAACGCAUCUACACUGUGUUUGCAGUGGUCAUGUUAUCGGCUUUGGCGGAGCACUGUCUGCUGCUCACAAACUCCUUUCAUCUCAGCAACAUGGAGCGCACGCAGUGCAAGAAUAAUGUCACCUACUUCGAGAGUAUCUACAGGUGGGAGCGUCCACAUCUCUACAUGAUUCUGCCAUAUCAUUUUUGGAUGCUCCCCUUUUUGGAGUGGAUAAACGAGACCAUUGCCUAUCCGCGCUCCUUCACCGACUGCUUUAUUAUGUGCAUUGGCAUUGGCCUGGCCGCACGAUUCCACCAACUCUAUCGACGCAUUGCUGCUGUUCACAGAAAGGUCAUGCCAGCUGUCUUCUGGACUGAAGUGCGGCAGCAUUAUCUGGCCCUCAAGCGUCUGGUGCGUCUCCUGGAUGCCGCCAUUGCACCGCUUGUACUGCUGGCAUUUGGCAAUAACAUGUCCUUCAUAUGCUUUCAGCUCUUUAAUAGUUUCAAAAACAUUGGCGUGGACUUUAUGGUGAUGCUGGCCUUCUGGUAUUCCCUGGUCUUUGCAGUAGUACGCACCUUGCUGACGAUUUUUGUGGCCUCUUCAAUCAAUGAUUUUGAGCGAAAGAUUGUAACGGCUCUGCGGGAUGUCCCCAGCAGGGCAUGGUCCAUUGAGGUUCAGCGCUUCAGCGAGCAUCUGGGUAAUGAUAUGACGGCCCUAUCCGGCAGUGGCUUCUUCUACCUCACACGCUCACUUGUCCUGGCUAUGGGCACUACCAUCAUCACCUAUGAGUUGAUGAUAUCGGAUGUGAUCAACCAGGGCGGCAUUAGGCAAAAGACUCAAUACUGUAGAGAAUUCUAAGUUAUAAAUUCGAUAAAUUCAAGAGCACGAUUAGCCAUAAGUGUCACAAAGCCCCAUGCAAAGCACUCGCACAGCUAUUCAGAUAAUAAUCUGCAAAAUACAAGGCUAAAUGUUAAACGAAAGGCACACGCCCCCUUGUUUGUGGUUCUGGGACACGCUCUAAAUCAUUUUCCACUCAACAGCGAAGCCAUGAAGCAGGUCGCGACUAGAAACACGCUUCAGCAUGCCAUUGGACCAUUCAUGGUUGUGGCACAAUUCUUUGGUGUGCUGCCAGUGUCGGGGAUCUGGCCAAGUUCGCCUGCGGAGAAGGUAAGCUUUCGCUGGUUCUCCCUGUCGUUUCUUGCGGCCGUUGGAAUAUUCCUUUUCUCCAUUAUGGACUGCGUUCUUUCCUCCAAAGUGGUGCUCGAUCAUGGCCUAAAGAUCUAUACUAUUGGUUCUCUCAGCUUCAGCGUGAUUUGCAUCUUUUGCUUUGGAGUCUUCCUGCAGGUCUCCCGUCGCUGGCCGCAUCUCAUUCAACGGACAGCGGAGUGCGAGCAGAUCUUCAUGCAGCCCGGCUACGAAUGUUGCUUUGGCCGUCGCUUCAGUCGUCGCCUGCGGCUCUGGGGAGUGAUUCUCUUCGUGGCCGCCUUCUGCGAACAUUGCACCUACGUGGCCAGCGCCUUGUACAACAAUCAUCUGCAGAUUGUCGAGUGCAAGCUGAAUGUAAACUUUUGGUUGAACUACUUUCAGCGCGAGCGCCAGCAGCUCUUUCUAGUGCUCCAAUUCUCCUCCUGGUGGAUACUUUUCAUCGAGUGGACCACCGUCUCGAUGACUUUUGUGUGGAACUUUGUAGACAUAUUUCUAAUUCUAAACUUUCGGGGAUUGCAGAUGCGCUUCCAGCAGAUGCACUGGCGCAUCCGCCAGAAUGCCUUCCAGCGGAUGCCAAACGAAUUCUGGCAGACAGUGCGCUGCGAUUUUCUGGAUCUGAACGAUCUGCUCAGCAUCUAUGACAAAGAACUAUCUGGACUUAUAGUCCUCUCUUGUGCCCACAACAUGUACUUUGUGUGUGUGCAGAUAUAUCACAGUUUUCAAUCCAAGGGAAACUAUGCCGAUGAGCUUUACUUCUGGUUCUGCCUGUUGUAUGUCAUUCUGCGGGUCUUGAAUAUGAUGUUUGCUGCCUCUUCCAUACCCCAGGAGGCCAAAGCCAUAUCGGACACUCUCUACGAAAUACCCACGGAAUUUUGGAGCGUGGAACUCAGGCGCCUAAACGAGGUCUUGAUCUCGGAGAACUUUGCACUCAGUGGCAAGGGCUACUUUUUUCUGACUCGAAGGCUGAUAUUUGCAAUGGUCGGCACCUUAAUGGUCUACGAGCUGGUUCUGAUCAACCAAAUGGCUGGAACUGUGACCCAGAAGAGCUUCUGUGACGGCGGUGUCGGCUCCUCCAAGAGCGUAUUUGCCUAAUGGGCUGUCUGUUUG